AUGCAGCAAUUAAUGCGCAACAAAGGGAAGAAGUGCGAAUGGAAUGAAAGAGCUAAGGAAGCUUUCGAGAAUCUAAAGCGGGAACUGUGCGAAGCGCCAGAACUAGGCAUGCCCAUGGAGAGAGGGAUGUACGUUCUCGACACUGAAGCUUCGGUGGUGGCCAAUUCAGGAAUACUGCAUCAGGAGCAAGAAUCGAAAGGGAGAUCAGUCCUCCGUCCCAUUGCAUAUGGCAGUAAAUUGUGGAGCGCCACUGAAAUAAAAAUUAAGGCACAAAAAGCAGAAUUAUUUCCGGUAUUCAAGUUCGUGGAAAAAUACUGCGUAUACUUGGUGAGCACUCCCUUUAUGUUGCGUUUGGAUAACAGAGCCCUAUCCUGGUUGAAGACGUACUGGGUGGACCAGAGUUAUAUUGCUCGUUGA
This is a messenger RNA of Symsagittifera roscoffensis, 417 nucleotides long. RefSeq lists its product as uncharacterized. The transcript has a single exon. The record is from RefSeq and is a predicted model, not a curated record. Lineage: Eukaryota; Metazoa; Xenacoelomorpha; Acoela; Convolutidae. Bases 1 to 417 code for a protein of 138 amino acids.